Messenger RNA from Tarenaya hassleriana, 1633 nucleotides. Its product is annotated as probable LRR receptor-like serine/threonine-protein kinase At1g34110. The transcript has a single exon. The record is from RefSeq and is a predicted model, not a curated record. Gene Ontology annotation, molecular function: protein binding. Lineage: Eukaryota; Viridiplantae; Streptophyta; Magnoliopsida; Brassicales; Cleomaceae. Bases 202 to 1392 code for a protein of 396 amino acids.
AAUAUAAAAAAAAGGGGACCACAAACGGUCACUUAUGAGCUUUACCACAAAAAAAAAAAAAUCAUCAUAAAACAAACACCACAAGUUGGGACAUGGAGCCAAAAAAACAUUAAAACACACACACCCACAGUGUCUUCCUUUACUUAAUACAUCACCGUUGCUUAAAACGCAACCAAACGGCUUCGUUCACUUCAAACCAACAUGAGAUACAUAACUGUUCUUCUCUCCUUCUUCGUCAUUACCAAUGCCUCUGCAAUGGCUCCCUCGGACCGAGCUGGUCUGGAAGCCAUUAGGGACUCUCUAACCGAAAUUCCCGGUUCCUCCUCCUUCUCCUCCUGGGAUUUUACUGUUUCCGAGCCUUGUUCCUCUUUCUCUGGCGUCACCUGCUCUCUCGGGCGAGUCACAACGUUAUCCCUUGGCCCGGGUCUCUCGGGUUCUCUCUCUCCUGCUCUCUCCAAUCUAACCCGGUUAACCCAACUCAUCCUUUUGCCCGGUUUAGUCACUGGCCCGGUUCCUCCUGAGCUCGGUUCUCUCACCUUUCUCCGUGUCAUUUCCUUGACCAGAAACCGUUUAACCGGGUCUAUACCGGUAUCUUUCUCAGCUCUUGUACAUUUGCAUACACUUGACUUGAGUUACAAUGAGUUAACCGGUGUUAUCCCUCCUCGCCUCACUCGCUUGCCACGGCUGAAAGUCCUUGUUCUGGCCGGGAACCAUCUUUCCGGCACCCUUGGCCCUUUCUCGAACCGUUUGUUCCACUUGGACCUCAAGAUGAACAGGAUCUCGGGCAUGCUUCCUCGUUUCUUUCCCAACACUCUACGAUACUUGUCGGUUUCAGACAACUCCAUGCGUGGUUCCGUUGAAGUGUUGGAGUCGCUCACCGAGUUACGGUACCUCGAUCUCAGUAUGAACAAGUUCACCGGGACCAUUCCCAUCUCGAUCUUCGGCCCUGCCACCUCAUCUGUGCUUCUCCAACGGAACAAAUUCACGGAGAUCGGAGCUGUAACGCCGUUUUCAUCAUCACCGUCCUUUGCUAAGGGAUCUGUAGUUGAUCUGAGCCACAAUUCUCUGGCAGGAGAGUUAUCUCGCGAACUGGCCGGAGCCGAGAAUCUGUUCUUGAACAGCAACCUUCUCACGGGGGAAGUGCCAGUCGAUUACUUGGAUAGCCUCGUCAACGGCACCAUCAAGACAUUGUAUCUGCAGAAUAACUAUUUCAAGGAAUUUCCGAUGCGUCCCGGCGUCAAACUCCCCGGUUCGGUGUCCGUAUGCUUGUCCUAUAACUGCAUGUCGGUUCCGUCUGGUCUGUCUCCAUGUCCACACGACAGAACCCCUCUCGGCUCGAGGCCUGCCUCGCAAUGCUUUAGCUUCAGCAAUCGCAGCAGUUCCAAGGUUUAAUUUGUUCACAUUAAUGUAUUAAUUUGUUCGUACAGAAAUCGUAUUCAAGAGGCGGAUUCUAACAAGAUAGAUACGUGUUUUUCUUUAUGAACUGAUAAAUUAUUUGAGUUCAGUUUCACGGCCUUAUCCAAAUGAUCAUCAUGGCUUUAUCCGAACUUGUAAAUUAGCCGUUGGUGUCGGCAUAUUUGGCGUGUUCUAAUCAAUUAGAAGACAAAACCCCGGUCAUGUGGUCCCCACUUGC